AAACGGCACCGUUCAGUCGCAGUUCGAGACAAGAUCUGGCCCCGUCAAGAUGUUCAAAAUUCUCAGUGAAGCCGUCGUGAAGAAUCUGCCGGUCGGCAAGCAGCUGGCCAAGGGUGGACGACCCUACUCGAGCAAGGGCGGCAAGGACGCCGGGCUGACGGACUUUAGCCAGAAGAAAGACUGCGUUCAGAAAGCCUGCGAGGACCGCUCCACCAAGAUGCCGGAACCACCGUCCAGCUGCGAAAAGGCCGCAAGCCCCAAGACCUGGCGAGCCUGCCCGGAACCCCCAAAGCCCAAAGAAUUCUCCUGCGACGACACCCUGCAGCAAAAGGUCCCCCGGCGAAUCAAGCGACCAGUUGCGUCACGGCCAGCCUGCUCCAAGCCGGCGCCCAGCCUGGAAGCGCCCGAGUGCGUCAAGGUCAAGAAGGAGCUCUGCCCACGCGCCAUGAUGCCCGGCUGUGGCAAGGCCAAAAUCCCACCCCGUUGCGAGCCCAAAAAGGUCGUCCGGAACUGCAUCAAGGCGAAGCCCCCCGUAGCGUCCUUCUCCGAGUGCUACAAGAACCCGUUCCCGCCGCAGCCCCGCUCCGAGUGCAACUGUCUGUCGAUGCCCAAGAUUUGCUAGAAGAAGAAGGGUUCCUUUCCCCUACGAAUGUCGCCAUUCCAGAUUCAGAAGAAAAGCAGGAGAAGGUGGUUUGCGCGCGUUAUGAAAUUAGAACGAACAGGAAAUUCAAAGUAGAACGGUAGCGAGCAGUUCACGUUUAUUUGAUAGAUAUUUUCCACGUAAUGUACAAAUUGAUGAAAGAAAAGUAGUUUAUACAAUACAAAUUUGAAAUGCA
Messenger RNA from Culex pipiens pallens (northern house mosquito), 836 nucleotides. RefSeq lists its product as uncharacterized. The record is from RefSeq and is a predicted model, not a curated record. The transcript has 2 exons. NCBI's taxonomy places the organism in Eukaryota, Metazoa, Arthropoda, Insecta, Diptera, Culicidae. Bases 50 to 622 code for a protein of 190 amino acids.